This is a messenger RNA of Perca flavescens (yellow perch), 903 nucleotides long. RefSeq names its product mamu class II histocompatibility antigen, DR alpha chain. Gene Ontology annotation, cellular component: MHC class II protein complex; membrane. Gene Ontology annotation, biological process: immune response; antigen processing and presentation. The record is from RefSeq and is a predicted model, not a curated record. The transcript has 5 exons. The coding region runs from base 1 to 849 and encodes 282 amino acids. Lineage: Eukaryota; Metazoa; Chordata; Actinopteri; Perciformes; Percidae.
AUGAAACCACAAAGAGCUCCGGGCUGUGACCUCCGGCUACUUUUAUCUCCCUCGUUCAGGGAGCCUCGGCCCAUCAGAAAUCCCGAACUCAACGAAGUUCAUGUAGCAGCAGCAGCAGCCUGGCUCUACCUGGACACUGAUGACAUCAUGUCAUCUCUGCUCUCUGAUUGGCUGAUCAGAGUGUUCUCUCCAGGUCUUCAUGAGGACCUUGCUAUCGCCGGCUGUUCAGACUCUGAUGGAGAGCAGAUGUAUGGUCUGGAUGGAGAAGAGCUCUGGGUCGCAGACUUCAUCAACCAGAGAGGAGUGGAGCCUCAGCCCAGUUUCAUAGAUCAUAUUACCUACCAAGAAGGAUGUUAUGAACAAGCUGUGGCUCAACAACAGAUCUGCAGAGGGAACCUGAAAACUGGACUUGAAGCCUUGAAGGACAUCCCCCUGGAGAAUGAUCCCCCAUCCAGUCCGAUGGUGUACACCAAAGACUCCGUGGAGCUCGGAGAGAAGAACACCCUCAUCUGUUAUGUGACUGGUUUCUAUCCUGCUCCUGUCAUCUUCUCCUGGACAAAGAACGGAGAGAACAUCACCGAAGGAAGCAGCACCAACGUUCCCUACCCCAACAAAGAUGGUUCCUUCAACCAGUUCUCCAGACUGGAGUUCAUCCCACAGCUGGGAGACAUCUACAGCUGUACAGUCCACCAUCUGGCCCUGGACCACCCACUGACCAGAAUCUGGGAUGUGGAGAAGACUCAGCCCGGUAUUGGGCCAGCAGUUUUCUGUGGACUGGGUCUCACUGUCGGUCUGCUCGGUGUGGCUGCUGGAACCUUCUUCCUCAUCAAAGGAAACGAGUGCAGCUGAUUGGUCGGGACUGAUGAUGAUGUCAUUAGGGUUUAUGUAACGUAGAUGUGGUAC